CCUGUUUCCGGGCGGCUGCAUGCAGAGUACUAUAUAUAUACGGGCAUAGUAGGGUCUAUAGGCCAGCCAGGUUCUGCCAGGAAGAGUCACGGGCCCAUAGCAGCCUUGAGAGAAUAUCAUUUUACUUUCUGAGCCUUCAGACCAUGUAGGCUUCCCCGCAUGGAUUAUUCCGACGGUCUUUAUACCAAUGCCAUUACUUCUUUCGUUCCUUUAGACUUCCACUAGAACCCUACGAUGAGGCCCCGAUCAAGCACGCUAUUCCAUCAAGACACCAAUAUUGUAAAUGAACAAAGUAUGGAGUCCCAGCAGUACACCAGUCUACCACAGUAAAUUUACGCGUGGGGCCAGUGAUCGAUCUGCAAGUGGUGCACCGGAAAACACGGGAAUGAUCCGAUGCGAGGGCGGCUUGACCAAUCAUCAACCCGCCUUUUUGGCCCCAUUGGGGCUGCUUAUCGGCAUCUCUGGCAUCUUCCGCGGCAACUCCAUCUCCAUCUCCCACUCUGCGUCCUUGAGCUUCCCACAACACCUCACCGUUCUCAACGACCAUGGCUGCAGACGCCCCGCAAUCCGAUCCCGUCCAACAGGAGGAACCCAAACAGAAGCGUCGCCGCGCUGUCGAAGCCUGCGUCUCGUGUCGAACGCGGAAGUCCCGGUGCAGUGGCCAGCGACCAACAUGCAGCACGUGUACGGAACUGGGCGUGACUUGCCAAUACAUCUCAACGGGGAAUAGUCAUGAUAUUGUCGUCGUAGGGAAAGAGCAUUUUCAGGCUAUCGAGAAUCGACUCAACCAGCUCGAAUCGUUGCUUCGAGAGAACUCAUCGAGUCCUCGUGGCACUAAAAGGUCCCAUAGCGAUGUCGAGUCUACGCAUCGUACGGUCCCCACACCGAAUUCCACGCUGUCUGAUGGCGUGACCCGUGCCUCGAUUGGUCACCAGGGAUCCGCGGAUGGCAUGGGUGUCCUCGUUUUUGGUGACGAGGAGGAUCGCGCGUAUUUUGGACCAUCGUCAAAUAUUUCCUUUACAUCGGAUAUAUCCCGCACACUCAAGCGCCUCUCGCGUAGCCGCGGGAAUUUUACACCGGGCAGCCGGCACACUAGUCUGUUUGACUUGCACAUCGCGCGAGUAUCUCGGCCAAGCUCGCCGGUGGCUCAUCCGACACCGUGGACUGCGAAUGGUUCACAUCUGGAGAGCACACCAACGUCCAUCUUCUAUCUUCCGCCAGACGAGGAGACACUCUCGCUUAUCGAUCAGUACUUCGCCGACACCGGCAUGCUCUUCCCAUACAUUCACGAGGAGACCUUUCGCGAAACAUACGCGCAGCUAAAGAGCAACCAUACAGUUACGCGCCGCACCUGGCUCGGCGUGCUCAAUAUCGUUCUCGCCCUCGCCACACUCAGCACGGUCCUCCCGGUUGGCGACGGCGAGAAGAGAAGAGUCGAGGCUGAAGCAUUCUAUCAUCGCGCGAAUGCCCUCUGCGCAGAACAUGUGAUGAACGGAGCGAGUCUGGAAAUCGUCCAAUACCUUCUCCUCGUAACGCAGUACAUGCAAGGCACCCGAUCGUCAAACCAAACCUGGACGACGCACGGGCUCGCGGUGAAAGUCGCCCUCCAACUCGGCCUUCACUCCGCCGAAACCUCGAAACGGCUCCCGCCUGUUGAGCGCGAGAUGCGCAAGCGGACGUGGUUUGGGUGUGUUGUCCUUGAUCGGAACCUGAGUAUGACAUUCGGUCGUCCGCCCUCGAUCCCGGAGCACUAUUCACGUCUUGAAUUGCCGAUUUACUAUGAUACGUUUGAGGAACGGCAGAGGCAGAUUGAGGCGCGGCAGCGGUGUCGAUAUAGCACGGAUUCAUUUAAUGCGACCAUCCGCCUCUCCUGCGUCCUGUCCAGAACCCUCGACCUCAUCUACGACAGCAACCUCGGCACAGAAGAGAAGAUCCCCAGUUACGAGCUGAUAACCCGCAUUCUGCGCCUACGACAGUCCCUAGAAGAAUGGACCACGCCGCUUCCCACACACAUGACGCUAAUCAAAGCGCAAGAGUGCAUGACAGACAUCGGGAAGAAUCCCACCAUCGACAGAUUCCGCAUUAUUCUUACGAUGCGGUAUCAUAACCUGCGCCUACUCAUCCAUCGCGCCAUCCUCAUGAGGCUGUGUGAGUUGAUUGAUGACUGUGAUGACGUAGACAGUUCCGACACGCUUGUCUUGCAAGAUAUAGCGCGAAGCACCGUGUAUAUCUCCAUUGAGUCUGCGACGGAGAUGAUUGGUAUUGUUCGGAGCCUCGUUGAGAUGCAGUGGGCUCAGCGGGGCCUUUUGGGGGUGUGGUGGUGUGCGCUGUAUCAUACAUUCGACGCGGCGUUGGUCAUCUUUACGGUCUUCCUGCUCGCCAAACGAUCGAGCUUCAUCAGCCUACCUGCUCCACACUCCACGUACUCGCUCAAGACGACGUUCUUCGGAUGCAUCCAACCUCUACAGCAUCUGGACGUGGGAAACCCGACCAUCAGCAAAUGUUGUCGUCGUCUGGAGAAGCUAGGCGAAGUGUGGAAUGCUCUUGAACCCAAUGUAGAGCCCUCCAUGGCGUACACUGUGCCAUCUCAUCAAAUCACUCCACCUGAGCUGGACCAUGCCAUCUCCGACGUCCCGUUUCUCGAUUUCGACUUUAUGCCAGAUGGGGCAUUCGACGUGUCGGAUGGGUUUCUGGCGGGCGGAGGGUUUUAGUCGUUUGGUCAUCAGGGUAUCUAAGUAGCUCAAAUUAAUACAGGCUCAUAGGGACUCGCCUUUCGGUAAUCGAUGAAUGGAGCUAGGAUUGACUAUGAUCUGGCAAUGUCCAGAUCUCCGGGUUCGUCAAGUAUGCCCCUUGGCUUCUAUUGUAGCACCCGAAACAUAGCCAUGCCUCCUCUCGACAGCUUCGCGUAGCCAGAACAUAUAUACCAAGCAGCUAUCAACAUAAAGCUUUCACUCUGCAACCUCAACAACCAACUUUACGCAACUGACCCCGCGUGCCAACUCAUCCAAUCCUUUAUUAAUAGCCUCCAACCCCUUCCCGAGAACCCUCACCCGCGGACUCGGCGUGAUACUCCCUUCAGAAAGCCUCUCCCGUAACCACGUACAUAACCAGUAUUCGAACUGCGCCAACCGCUCGACUUCGUCGGUCAUAGAGGGCAUCACGAAGAUCGUUUCCACCCCUGGUACUUCUUCAGCGUCAGCAGGAAUGGGCGGGGCCGACGCGAUUUUCGCCGUCACAUCUCCUUUCCCCUCCGGAGAGCGAUGGUCGCCAAAUGCCCUGAGCACAGCUUGACAAAGCCCCAGCUCCCCUGUGGCAAGGAAGCAAUGCCGAAUAACCAGGCCAACCUCCUUCGCCGCCGAAACGAUCGCAUCGACGACAUUGGGAUCUUUGUAAUCGAAGACACGGUCCGCUCCGAGCGCGCUAACAUACGCAUGAUUUGCAAUUCCAGCGACGGCAUAUACAGCCCCGAUAUUCGAAUUCGGAUCAUCCCGCAGAACUCGCGCGGUCUGCACGCCCAUGGUUCCCACGCUCGAGGACGCGCCCCAGAUAAGUAGUGCUUCGCUCUUCUCCCUCCUAGCGAUUCCAGCAGAGCCCGGGGCCGAAACACGAGACGAGACGGUAUUCUCACCCACCCGUAGAAUACCCAACGCAUCCCACGCGCUAAGCGGGACCUGAACAGACACAGGCAGUGUCGCGGCCUCAUUCCAGGAGAUCUGGUCAUUGGGAAGGGGGACGGCAUGCUGCCAGGGAACAAGACACAUCUCCUGGAACGCGCCGUAAUCCGGAUUGCACGAUUUCCAUGCCGAAGCCGCGUACGCGACGACGCGGGAUUUACCUGGUUCGAAAAACACGCCAGACGUUGGACCUUUGCUACCAUUUACAGGAGCGGAGGACACGCCCUCCCCAACCUCAAUCACAACCCCCGCGAGAUCGAAGCCGAGGACCGUUGGGUACGCAGAAGGGGGUAUGAAGAGGCCCGUGUUUCGCAUGAUGAUAUCUGCGGGGUUGAGGGCGAUGGAUUUAACGGCGAUGAGGAGCUCGCCGCGGCCUGGUUUCGGGGUUUGGCGGGGGAGGAUUGUGAAGGGGGUGUCUUUUUCGUGGGCGAUGGCGGCGAGGUGGGUGGGCAUUUUGGCAAUAGGUUGGAUGUAUUUAGGAGGUGUUGAUCGGGAAUUCUGGAUGGAUUAGGCCUGCUAUUAAGGCUCCGGGUUCGAAAGUUGCAGAGGUUCUUGCUGGUAGCGAGGAACAGCCUGCAUUUAUAGACCUUUCAUGUCCUCGUGCAGUGAUCGAUGUAGGUAUGGCUUAGCCAAUCAGAAACGUCUACACCCGAGG
This is a messenger RNA of Aspergillus calidoustus, 4329 nucleotides long. NCBI's taxonomy places the organism in Eukaryota, Fungi, Ascomycota, Eurotiomycetes, Eurotiales, Aspergillaceae. The record is from the annotation of a GenBank genome assembly.